This is a messenger RNA of Clonostachys rhizophaga, 1806 nucleotides long. The record is from the annotation of a GenBank genome assembly. NCBI's taxonomy places the organism in Eukaryota, Fungi, Ascomycota, Sordariomycetes, Hypocreales, Bionectriaceae.
AUGUCAGACCCCCAGCUCUACACCGUGGGCUGGAUCUGCGCUAUCGCCACUGAGUCUGUCGCAGCUCGAGCCUUCCUCGACGAAGAGCACGACGGACCUAGCCACGUCGCUCAGCACGACAACAACAGCUAUGUUCUCGGCAAAAUUGGCAGGCACAACAUCGCCAUCGCCGUCCUGCCGGAUGGAGAGUAUGGCACUACCUCGGCGGCGGUGGUAGCGCAGGGUCUCAUUCACAGCUUUCCAAACGUGCGCAUCGGGCUGAUGGUGGGCAUCGGGGGCGGCGCACCCAGCUCGAAGCAUGAUAUACGUCUUGGCGAUGUGGUUGUCAGCAGCCCUAAUAAUGGCAAGGGCGGCGUAUUCCAGUAUGACUUUGGCAAGACGAUUCAGAACGUCGCGUUCCAAGAAACGAGGCUCUUGGCCCACCCCCCGAUGAUAUUACAGACGGCUGUGAGCUCCCUCAAGAGCACCUACGAGCUACGGGGUCACCAUCUUGCAGACGAGGUAGAACGGGCCUUGAAGUGCAUCAAAAAGCGAAAGAAGUACGCACGACCUGCUCCAGCACGCGACAGAUUGUACAAGCCCGACGCUGUUCACCCGAUAACAUCCGACAGUUGCGACGAUACAUGCGAUGCAGCUUACCUGGUGGCUCGUGGCGACCGAGACGAGGAGAAUGACGAUCCCGCCAUACACUACGGUCUGAUCGCCAGCGGAAACCAGCUGAUGAAAGAUGCACGGAUCAGGGACAAGCUGGCAAUGGACAAAGGAGUCCUCUGCUUCGAGAUGGAGGCGGCCGGCCUGAUGAACCACUUUCCGUGUCUGAUAAUCCGUGGCAUAUGCGACUAUUCCGACUCGCACAAAAACAAGGAGUGGCAGGGGUUCUCCGCCAUGAUGGCGGCAGCAUACGCGCGGGACCUUCUGGGGCAGAUCCCGCCAAACAAGAUCGAGGCGGAAAGACCGAUUUCCGAGGCCCUCCAUGCUAUUGAACACAAAAUCGACAGGCUGCAGCAGACCACCGCGGCAACGAGCGCUGACCGACGUACCGAUAAGAUCGAGCGAUGGCUUCGCCCCCCCGAUCCGUCCACAAACGCCAACCAUGCGAGGAAGCUUCGCCAUGAGGGAACGGGCACGUGGCUUUUGGAACACCCAGUCUUCCAGGAGUUGUACUCAGGGUCGCGUCGACAUUUAUGGCUGCAUGGGCUCGCGGGAUGUGGCAAGACUGUCCUUAGUGCAACUGUGCUGGAUUAUCUCGCAAAGGGAAGCGGCCGUCUUAUCCUCAGCUUCUUCUUCGACUUUGGCGACAAUGCAAAGAAAACUGUAGACGGCAUGCUGCGGUCGCUUGUCUUCCAGCUUUAUCGAGGGGGGACUGAUUCUGCGCGUGUCCUCGACGCCUCAUUCCAAGCACAUGGAGAUGGCUGCGACCAGCCUUCGACGAAAGCGCUCUCAGAUGCUUUGUUCACGAUGCUCGCAGCUCAAGAGCAGGUUUUUAUCGUUCUGGACGCCUUAGACGAGUCGACAUCGAGAGAUGAGCUUCUCCGCUGGAUUAAGGACACAGUGUCUAGGCAAGGCCUUAGCCACGUCCAACUGAUAUGUACCAGUCGGCCUGAACGCGAAUUCCAGUUUAAUAUACCCUCCUUAAUGGGCGAAGAGAACAGCUUGGCACUCGAUAAGCAAUCCGUGAACGUCGACAUUCGAUCGUAUAUUACAGCACAGCUUUCAGAGCGGCGUGAUUUUCGGGACAAGUGCUUGUCCCCAGAAAUCCGCAACGAGAUACAGAGAAAGGUCGGAGACGGGGCCGACGGCAUAUAA